Molecule: messenger RNA, 234 nt
Organism: Darwinula stevensoni
Lineage: Eukaryota; Metazoa; Arthropoda; Ostracoda; Podocopida; Darwinulidae
Source: the annotation of a GenBank genome assembly
AUGGCAAAUAAAUUGCCAGAAGACCAACGAAACAAAGUAACAAACAUUGGACUACUGCUAGCCAUGGUACAACUGGGAUUAUCAGAACCCUUUUAUAAAGUAGACUUUAGCUGGAUGCAUCUUGAAUUAAGUUGGCAAGCUCUAAUUUUAUUUUUUGGAGGAUUAUUUUUAAUUUAUAAAUCCACCUCGGAAAUUAGAGAGAAAGUAGAAACACCAUCACAUGAUGAAGACGAA